AUGUCUCUCUUCAAGGAGGCAGCUAGGCCGUGCCAAACAGGCAGUGCUCGCCUGCUUUAUGGAAAGCCACUCCGGCAACAAAAAAGAGCUUUCAGUCGCACCCAACCAGCUCGUUCUCCCAUAACCGCCGAGGAAGUUCAAGGCGCCCAUAAAUACUGCGUCGCUCUACUCUCGAAAUAUGAUCGACCCUCUUAUACCCUGAGCAGCUUCAUCCCCCCUCACGCCCGCUCCUUCUACCUCGCUCUCCGCGCAUUGAACGUUUCUCUCUCUCUUAUUCCCGAAACAACCUCCUCUCCUACGAUCGGCCUUAUGCGUCUCCAAUUCUGGCGCGAUUCCGUCUCGAAAAUCCUCGCUGGCAAUCCACCAAAAGAACCCGUCGCCAUCCUCCUGUCCUCCGCUAUUUCCGAACUCCACCAGCGCACAGAGGGCCGCGCCCGAAUAAGCAAGGGCUGGCUUACUCGGUUAAUUAAUGCUCGCGAGCAGACGCUCACCAAUGAUCCGUACACCAAUAUCGCGGCGCUGGAAUCCUACGCUGAGAAUACCUACUCAACUCUUAUGUACCUAACUCUUUCGGCCCUUCCGAUGACAUCCGUGACGGCGGACCACGUCGCAUCGCAUAUUGGAAAGGCAGUUGGAAUCGCAGCAGUCUUGCGCGGGCUUCCUUUGGUCGCUUUCCCCGCACCGCAGCCUCAGUCGCCGACUGGCGGUGGUGCGGCGAGUUUGGGGCUGAGUGGUGGCGCAAGGCAGGGAGCUGUCAUGUUACCGCUGGAUAUCAUGACACGGGCAGGUGUAAAAGAGGAAGAUGUCUUGAGGCGGGGUGCCGAGGCCGAGGGGCUGCGUGAUGCGGUGUUUGAAGUUGCGACUCGCGCAAGUGAUCAUUUGAUUACUGUUGAGCAGAUGCUGAGCAACUUGCGUGAAGGAAAGGAUGUUGGACAUGAGUUUGAGCAUGAGGGUGAAGAAGGCCAUGAGUAUGAUGCGCCGAGCCACUCCCGUGACACCCCUCUUGAUGAAGUGAAUAGGGCAUUUGGUGUUUUCAUGCCCGCUAUCGGGACGAGGCUGUGGCUGAAUCGGCUGCAGGAGUAUGACUUCGAUGUCUUUCGUCCUGAGUUGCUCCGCUCUGAAUGGAGACUUCCCUGGAAGGCUUAUUGGGCUUUCCGCCAGAAGACCAUUUGA
Messenger RNA from Penicillium verhagenii, 1173 nucleotides. RefSeq lists its product as uncharacterized. The record is from RefSeq and is a predicted model, not a curated record. Gene Ontology annotation, biological process: mitochondrial respiratory chain complex I assembly; biosynthetic process. Lineage: Eukaryota; Fungi; Ascomycota; Eurotiomycetes; Eurotiales; Aspergillaceae. The transcript has 2 exons. Bases 1 to 1173 code for a protein of 390 amino acids. Gene Ontology annotation, cellular component: mitochondrion.